Messenger RNA from Pundamilia nyererei, 4554 nucleotides. Its product is annotated as solute carrier family 22 member 23-like. Gene Ontology annotation, cellular component: membrane. The transcript is spliced from 10 exons. Gene Ontology annotation, molecular function: transmembrane transporter activity. The record is from RefSeq and is a predicted model, not a curated record. Gene Ontology annotation, biological process: transmembrane transport. The coding region runs from base 432 to 3311 and encodes 959 amino acids. Lineage: Eukaryota; Metazoa; Chordata; Actinopteri; Cichliformes; Cichlidae.
AGUUACCACUGGUUACAAGUGUGGCCACGUUAGGUUAAAGUGAUUAGCCACAUCCUCCAUGGGCAGGUGCGUUACCUGUGGCUUUCCCAGGAAGCAAUUCUUUCGCUCUGGUGCUACAGCUCACCUACACAAACAGAAUCAGCCGACAGAAAAAAGCGUGGGAUAGUUUAUGUCGUCGUUUCCCAAUUCAUCGCAAUCCGCCUUUUGUUUCAGGACGCGUGUCUGCAGUCACUCCCGCACGGGUUUUGGUGUCAGACGGAGGGAAGUGCUUCCUGAUAAUAAGGAGGUGCGUCUUUUUCCAUUCCAGUGAUUGACUGCGCACGGCUUUCACCGCCGGAACUGGAGGUAUUGACGCAUUGUGGAGUCGACAGGGGGUAGCACUGCAACCCCGGCUUCGCUACACAACGGAGGCAUCUGUAGGGGAAACCGCGAUGGCCGUGGUGCAGCUCGAAACGGGGGACCAUCAACCUGAGAACGGCUUCGUGUCACCCGAAACCACGUCGCCGGAUUUGCUGGCACGCAUCGACAGCUCUGUUCUGCCAUUUCUAGGUGGAUUUGGGAAGUACCAGAAACAGCUGAUUGUGCUGACAUGGAUUCCGGCGUUAUUUAUUGGAUUCAGUCAGUUCUCUGAUAAUUUCCUCCUCGCCCAGCCAAACAGCACUUGUAUCCAGCCUUUGGCAAAUCUGACUAACCAUAGUAGAGCUCAUUCCUCGCUGUUAGGCAGGCCAAAAAACAUUAGUGAGCGACCGGAUCCAAUUUAUGUCAAUGGAAGUUCCACAAACAACAUCACGACCAGAAUGUCUUGUAACAACAAUGAGUUGACAUUCGAGCUGCACACAGGACUUAAGGAAAAUGUGGUUACUAAGUGGAGUCUGAUUGGUGACUCAGCAUGGAAAGUCCAUAUUGCAAAGUUUUCUCUGUUGGUUGGAUCCAUCUUUGGAUAUCUGGUGUUUGGAAUAUUAGCAGACUGGUUUGGCCGCCACCCAGUGCUGAUCAUAUCAGUACUGUUCAUGUUGGUGUUUGGUUUUACUGUGGCCUUUUCUAGGAACGCCCCCAUGUUCAGCACAUUGCGUUUCUUUGAGGGCUUCUGCCUGGCAGGAAUCACCCUUUCUCUCUACGUCCUUAGGAUCGAGCUGUGCCUGCCAAGAUGGCGAUUUUCCAUGACCAUGGUGGCCAGCUUUGUGGUUUUGGGUGGUCGGCUCUUGAUGCCUGGAGUGGCGUACCUCUGUCGCAACUGGCAGGUACUUCAAGCUGUCAUCAUCUGUCCCCUGCUGCUUAUGCUGUCCUACAUUUGGAUCUUCCCUGAGUCACUGCGUUGGCUGCUCGCCACUCAGCAGUACAGUCGCUCCAAGUGUAUCAUGGGACACAUAGUAGAGAAAAAUCAAGUGAACGUGGAGCUUGACCCAGAGAACAUCCUCACAGAACUACAAAGAUCUCUUCAACAGAGGCCCAAGAAAACAUGCAUUGUGAAAAUGGUUGGGACGAGGACCCUUUGGAAGAAUAUCGUUGUGCUCUGUGUCACCUCGUUAACUGGUUAUGGGAUCCACCACUGCUUUGCCCGCAGCAUGAUGGAUCCUGAAGCUCAGGGAACCACCAUAUUCCCUGACUUCUAUACACACUAUUACACAAUGGCAGGCAUCGCGGUUGCAUCAUGCAUUGCACUAUGUCCAGCGGUCUGCCUGAUGGGCCGUCGCGGUGGCCUUCUUCUGUUUAUGAUCAUCACUGCCCUCGCAUCUCUGCUGCAGUUGGGUCUACUUAACUUGUUGGGGAAAUACAGUGAACACCUGAAAAUAAAUACCACAAGUACAAUGAAUACGCAUUUCACCAUUGGCUUCUCCGCUAUCGGUAUGUUCUCCUCCCACGCAGUCAGCGCCCUGAGCAUCUUCUUCUGUGCUGAGAUCACUCCCACUGUGAUCAGGGGUGGUGGUUUAGGCUUGGUCCUGGCCAGCGCUGGCUUUGGCAUGCUUACUGAACCCAUCAUGGAACUCCACAAUCAGAAGGGCUAUUUCCUUCAUCACAUAAUUUUUGCCUGCUGCACUCUCAUCUGUAUCAUCUGCAUUCUCCUGUUGCCUGAAACGCGCAAUCAGCCACUCCCCGAGACCCUGGCUGAUGUCGAGAACUACACCCGUCCACCCCUGCUUCCCCCGAGGAAACCUGGAUUGCUGCACACGUCUGACAGCACCAGGGACUACACAAGAGUGCGUGACACACCACUUCAUGAAGCGCCCAUCAUCAUCAUGGACUCUACUGCCUCUUCAGCUAUUGAUUUGACUGGAGGUAUGCAGUUAAUCGAGAUGCACUCCUUUGUGGCUGGCCCUAAAGAUCCCAACGGUCACUCUGUUUCAUCUUCAUCUGCGGGCAACAUGAUGACACUGGGUAAAGACGCCGUCACACAGGGCAGUAAAGAGCACCUGCUGUCUUCCACUCCUUUACACAAAGCCCCGUGUGUCACAGACCCACUUUUAGCUGCUGCAGAAGAACCUCCUGCAAUCGUCCUGGAGUCUGUGGAACCACUGUUAGAUUCAUCCCUACCUGAAAUGAAUGACAGUGGUGAAUCCCCAACAAGAGAAGCAGAAAUUACACCUGCUGCUUCAUUGGAUUCUUCCACUCCCCCCGUCCCUCAAACUGUACCCUCCUCUUUGCUGAUCUGCACCACGCCCAUCAUCGAGCCCCCACCGAGCUCCACUUUAAAAUCUCCGAACCCGCUGGAUAAUGACAUCGAAAAUAUAAGCACAACAUCUGACCCGCCUUUGCUCAAGGAUACUCACGCCACUUCAGCGGGUUCUCCUUCUCCCCCUUCCAUAAGAGACAGUCCUCCUUCUCCUAUGGAUGGAGGAGAUGAGGAUUUAUCUCCUCCUUCCGUAAGAGAUCAACCCACCCUCCUUCUCAUAGACUCCCGGCCACCUCAGUUAGAUUCUACCUCUCCCUGCGUUGAAGAAAAAUACGUUUUACCUCCAAACACACCUCCUCCAUGCAUUGACUCAGAGGACUCUUCCACUCGCGCUGUCAUAAAUACAGUCAACAAUGCAGCACAGUCUCCUUCCAUUCUCCCCGUCACAGACAUUGCACGUAGCUCCACUCUAGAAUCAACCACUCUGACUGUCACAGACACUGAACCACGAUCAGCCGCUCGCCUCGUCUUAGAUUCAGUACCAUCUUCCAUCACAGAUUCAGCCUCCACAGACGCAACUCCCUCCUCUCUAAUGGACUGGACGGUGUCCUCCCCCAUAGACUCGGGUGUUCUCUCGAUCAGGGACAGGGACAGUGCCAGCACAGAAAACAGCACUGUCAACGGCAUGGCAUCAUCGUGAUCCACUUCUUCAGCCAGGAAUUGAAGCUUUAAUUGUCUCACCAGGAGGCAGCCACCCACAUGAACAUUGCAUCAAUGGGAACAGGAACUGGCCUGCUUAGACUGCAGGCUCUUAAUGAAGACUGUUCCCCACCUGGAGUUGAGUUAACAUGUUUGCAAAGUUUCAUUUUUUUUUGGGUUUUGUUUUGUUUUGGGUGUUUUUGUAUUUAGUUUUUUCAGUGCUGCUGCACCCUUUUGUGCAUUUAGCCACCUAAUGAGACCAUGCAAGCGGGAGAAUGCCACAGGCUGGUAUGUGACAAUGUGACAGUAACUUCUGCGCUUCGUUGAAUGUCACUGGAAAUCACCAGCGUUUUAACUACUCUGACGUAAAUGAACGGGGACAAAAUCACUGUCAUUUUUAAGAGACUUAAAGCAAUUCCCAUAAUUACUGAGACGUGUCAUCAGCACUGGGGAAGAAAUGCAAUGGUACUAAUAGCAAACAAACAAACAAAAAUCACUGGUACUUGUGCUCAAAGGUAAUGUCAAGAUAUUUGUACAAAAAGGUUGCUUUAUAUGUAUGGACAAGUAAAUCUGAAUGUUACAAAGUGCUUUUUGUUGCUAUAGAGGUAAGCAAUCAGAAUUGGAAUAGUUUUUUUUUCUUAAAAAGAAAAUGCCAAAAAACUACCCUGACCAAAAUAAAGUGUAGAAAUAGUGCCAAAACUUUAGUGAUAUAGUAUUUGCCUGUUUGGGAGAAUACUGUUAAGUGCUCUCUCCUGCUAUAGGCUAUAUGUGGAUACCUAUUCCAAAACUAGGAAGUAAAGAAGAAGAAUGAACAAUUUAUCACCAUUUGAUGAAUUAAAAUUGACAGAAAGCAUAUCUGUGAUGCAUAUGAGCAGUGAUACUGGUGAAAAAGAAUGACCCACAUUUUGUCGGUCAGAAGAAACUUUUAUUUUUCCAAUCAUUCAAGCCAAUGAAAUUUAUGGUAUGCAAAUGUUUUUUGAUUUUUUUUUGUAAAUGUAUUAAUGUAAGUAUAUUGAUAAUUACUUGUUACGCUUGAUUGUUUUGUUUUUUUUAAAUUCAAAGUAUUGUUUUGAAUAAUCUCUCAUGGCGUGCCCUUAUUGUACAGAGCUAUACUUCAUUCUUACAGUAUUUGUGGCACCUCGGUGUGGUGGCACUUUAUCUUUCGAAGUGGGGACUAAGCAUGAAAAUUUAUUGUGAAUGUGUCGGCAACAAACAAAAAAGCUUAAAAAAAAGAAGAAGAAGAA